AAAGCAUACCUCUACAAGAAUUUGGUAUAUAUCAAAAUUUAGUCGGGUAUAAAUAGCGCCGACUGCUCAUCGUCUAUCAUAUCACAUCUUUCGGAGUCUGUAGUACCAGCCUUAUCGAGACUUAAGAAUGAAGUUUCUCCUGUUUCCACUCUUUUUGGCCUCUGCCGCAAUGGCCGCCAAUAUGGGUAUGAAUAUCCACGGUGGAGCCUACAAUUUCGGAUACGCCACCGGAGAUGCAGGCGGACACAGCCGAGUGGAAUCCGGUUCCGCUGGAAACGUGGCCGGAAGUUACAGUUAUGUUGAUCCUAACGGAGAUCUUCGCACCGUUCAAUACACUGCUGGACCAGGAGGCUAUCAAGCAAGUGGAGACAUCUCUGUCGAUAGAAAGACCGCCGCAGCUGCUGCAGCUCUCGCGGCUAUGGCACCCAAAGCUCCUCCAGCCGCUGCCCCUGUAGCUCCUGCUGCUCCCUGGUAUGGCCCUGCACACUAUGGAGGCGCAAAUGUCAUUAUGACUGGUGGGCCAGGAAUGGCUCAGUAUAUGGCUAAAUGGUAAAAACGAUACUAUUAAAUACGGCGUAAAAUAACGAUGCUGACUUUUUCACUUUGGAGGCUGUUACUAUCGAGACUCCAGAUUUGUGUAUUUCGUCCGUUUGGAACUUUGGUCAUCCAGCUACUUCCCUAGUGUCAUAAGAACGAGCAGAGAUUUAACACGAUGUAAAUAUCGAAAAUAAAUAGCGUACUUUUAAGAACAGUCA
Messenger RNA from Stegodyphus dumicola, 755 nucleotides. Its product is annotated as adult-specific rigid cuticular protein 11.9-like. NCBI's taxonomy places the organism in Eukaryota, Metazoa, Arthropoda, Arachnida, Araneae, Eresidae. Gene Ontology annotation, cellular component: chitin-based extracellular matrix. Gene Ontology annotation, molecular function: structural constituent of chitin-based larval cuticle. The record is from RefSeq and is a predicted model, not a curated record.